AAGACUCACCAGUCCUCUUAGCUUGCAGCACGAAAUGAAGUUUUCGGCGACGGUACGGCUUUCGGUACUCGUGUGGCUCGCGUGCGUUGCUAUCGGUUCGGUGUCUUGUGGAAGGAAGAAAACGGAGGUGGUGUCCGACGAUGGUUCGAGUACAUUUUCCGAGGGAAAGCAUGAGUCCCGUGAAAAGUUCGCUAAGCGUGUGCGCGAUUCGGACAAUCACAUCGCGCACCGGAUGACGCGCUACUUCAAGUUCGGUGGCAUUUUGCAAGCGAUCUCCGAGAAAACUGGCAUCCCACGCACAGAGCUAGUGACCGGUGGUGCUUCCAAGGUGCAAGAUCAAUCCAGCGGCCUGGGCCAGGCCAUCCACGCGGCGCACAUUAUUCGUGUGGGAGCCAUCGAUAGUAGGUUGAAUGCUAAGGAUGCAGCGCUGUACCGGGCACUAAGCACCUUUCUCGGCCACACACAAAACGUUGAUAGAAAGGUGAACGUGUGGCAUGGCGUUGGGGGCGAGAUAGACAGGUUGCAGUCGGAUAACCUGGGCAAGCUGGCGAGUGUUGACUUCCGGGAGGUACUCGAGCCGGAUGAUCACCGAAGCGUAGAGGAACUGAUGGAUCUGUUCGUGAAUGUCAUCGACGCGUACGCAAGGAGCGGCAAACGUAACGAGCAGGAACAAACCCAACUGGAUGAGGACAAAUACACGGUCCAUUUGGCGGAUCCGCUGCUGCUGUUCGAGAACGGAAAGCAGGGCUACGAGAUGGUUAAAAAUGGAGAUUUUGUGCAGCGCUUCGAUAAGUUGUCAAGAAGGGCAGCGUGAUAAACGAAUGGCGCCCCAGUUUCGGUGAUCAAGUUCGCUUGGAAGUAGUACGAUACAAUAUACGAAAGUUUCAACUAAUUUCCGCGUUUUUCGAACGUGUUUCGGAUUUAUAAAUAAAGAAUCAGACGACGCCAA
This is a messenger RNA of Anopheles nili, 949 nucleotides long. RefSeq lists its product as uncharacterized. The coding region runs from base 35 to 814 and encodes 259 amino acids. The transcript has a single exon. The record is from RefSeq and is a predicted model, not a curated record. NCBI's taxonomy places the organism in Eukaryota, Metazoa, Arthropoda, Insecta, Diptera, Culicidae.